Messenger RNA from Mauremys reevesii (Reeves's turtle), 2204 nucleotides. RefSeq names its product RING finger protein 112-like. Lineage: Eukaryota; Metazoa; Chordata; Testudines; Geoemydidae. The transcript is spliced from 14 exons. Gene Ontology annotation, molecular function: GTPase activity; GTP binding. Bases 258 to 2204 code for a protein of 648 amino acids. Gene Ontology annotation, biological process: protein homooligomerization; endoplasmic reticulum organization. The record is from RefSeq and is a predicted model, not a curated record.
CCCUGCUCUAAUCCACUAGCCCCCACCCCUCCCAGAGCUGGGAGAGAACCCAGGAGUCCGGGCUCCCUGGCAUUACUGCUUUCCAGACACUAAACAGUUUCCCCCUCUGCCAGCCCCCCGUUUGAGCAGGGUGGGUGCGAGGGGGCGACUCCCUGGGUGUCCUGGUGUCUCAGUUCUCCAGCAGAGUUUGGCUUUAGCCGCAGCCCAGGAGGAGGGGAGAUCGGUCAACCCGAGCCCGGCCUGUCACCAGCUGCAUUAUGGGAAAUGCAAAUAAUAAAGGGCCAAUCCCACCCCGCUCCUCGAAGCCACCUCCACAGGGGAUGGUGAAGCAACUCCAGGAGGACGUCACCUGCUCCAUCUGCCUGGACAUCUUGGAGGACCCCGUCUCCAUCGAGUGCGGCCACAAUUUCUGCCGGGGCUGCCUCGCGGCUCACUGGAGCGGGGUCUCAGCCUGGGGGUCCCAGUGCCCCGAGUGCCGGGCUCCCUGCUCCAGGAACCGGAUGAUCCCAGACACACGCGUCAAAAACCUGGUGUUGAAAAUCAGAGACCUGCCAUGCGAAGAGACGCCGACAGCAACAGGGACAGCGAGCCCUGAGCAGGGGCCGGGGGCUCAGCCGGAGCCGGGGCACCCGGUGCAGCUGGUGCGUCUGGACAAGGAAGGGGACCUGACCCUGGACGAGGAGGCCCUGAGCCGCUGCCUGGAGCAGGGUGGGGUGGGGGACGCCCCCGUUUGCCUGGUGUCCAUCAUCGGGGAGCAGCGCCGGGGCAAAUCCUUCCUGCUGAACUACCUGAUGCGCCGGCUCCGGAGCCCGGAUGGGAAGGACGGAUCCUGGAUGGGCCGGGAGGAGGAGUCCCUGGAGGGGUUCGAGUGGCGAGUUGGCACCCGCAGCGUCACCAAGGGGGUGUGGGCCUGGAGUCAGCCCUUCUGGGUCCCCACCGAGCGGGGGAAGGUGGCCGUGCUGCUGGUCGAUACCGAGGGCUCCAUGGACAUCGCCAGAGACACGGAGACCAGCGUCAAACUCUCCGCCCUCUCCAUGCUGCUUGGCUCCUACCAGAUCCUGAAUGUUUCCAGCCAGAUAAAGGACCCUGAUCUAGAAUAUCUGGAGAUGUUUCUGCACGUGGCCGAAGAGGUGGGAAAGGAAUACGGGCUGGAGCCCAUCCAGCACCUAGACCUGCUGGUGCGGGACUGGAGCAGCUCCACGCUCCUUGGAGGCGACGGUGGGAAGAAGCAUCUGAGAGACGUCCGACAGAUGCUGGCGGCGACGUUCCCUUGCAAACACCCCAAGGCCCUGGAAGUGCUGAGCAGAAGCAGCAGCCGCUGUUACCUGAUGCCCUUCCCUGGCAAGUGGAUCAUGACUGGAAACCGGGGAAGCCUGAGAGACAUGGAUGAGGAUUUCCGGGACACCCUGAGGGACUAUGUCACCGCCCUGGUGGGCUCGGUCGGUCAACACAUCUGGAGGGACCGGCACGGGGAGCUGCUCACUGGGACACAGCUCGCUGCCAAGAUAAAGAAAUUCUCUGAUCUGAUGAAGAAACAUCACUGUGGCUUCUCCUCUCCCACUCAGAUGGCCAUCGCCUUCCACAACCAGAGAGUCCUGGACAGGGCCCAUGCAGACCACGCUGAUUUUCUGAAGGAGAAGGAAGGCCUGUCCCAGCGCAUGGACGACUGUCUGAAGGUGGAUCCAGGCGCAAUGGCGCAGCAGUUGGUGAAGCAGCGCAGGUCACUGCUGGGGCGGUGCCGGGGGGAGAUGAAGGAGCCGGAGAAGACCCUGCUGACGGCGCUAAAGGCAGAACUGACUCGGGAGGCUAAGGCCUUCCUGGAGACCUAUGGAGAGCGCUAUCAGUGUUAUGCCACCAACCAGAGAGCCAUGGACAGAGCCCGUGCAGACCACGCUGACUUUCUGAGGGAGAAGGAUGGCCUGUCCCGGUGCAUGGUCGACUGUCUGAAGGUGACACCGAGAGCAAUGGCGCAGCAGUUGGCGAAGCAGCGCAGGUCACUGCUGGGGCGGUGCCAGGAGGAGAUGAAGGAGCCGGAGGAGACCCUGCUGGCGGCGCUGGAGAAGGAGCUGACUCGGAAGGCCGAGACCUUCCUGGAGACGUACAGAGAGCGCUAUCGGGGUCAUGCCAUCAAUAUGGGCGUGGGGGCAGCGGGGGUGAUGGCAGCAAUGGGGAUGUUGGCUGCCCUUCCGUAUCUUCCCCACUGA